This is a messenger RNA of Bipolaris sorokiniana ND90Pr, 1808 nucleotides long. RefSeq lists its product as uncharacterized. The coding region runs from base 337 to 1641 and encodes 434 amino acids. Gene Ontology annotation, molecular function: aspartic-type endopeptidase activity. The transcript is spliced from 3 exons. The record is from RefSeq and is a predicted model, not a curated record. Gene Ontology annotation, biological process: proteolysis. NCBI's taxonomy places the organism in Eukaryota, Fungi, Ascomycota, Dothideomycetes, Pleosporales, Pleosporaceae.
CCGGGUCUUGAGUACGGGCUUAGCGCUCCCAAACAUUUCAAUAUGCAGCGCUAUAUGAUCCGAUUCUGGAUUCGAGUUUCAUCUCUCUACGAGUUUCACCGUCUCUGGAUGUAGGCCUUGCACCGUUAUUCCUUCUUUUUAAAAGCCACCCUUCUCGCACACUCAUUGAUAACCAUCCUCCAAGGCUAGGCCUGGGUUCCAUUUUUGUUUUCUAGGAAGUGGUGUUUUGUUUCGUCUCGUCCGUUUUCUUAUUCUCCUUGACCACUUCUUCUCCUCUUUUUAUUUCUCCAAACAACAGAUUCAUUCUGUUAGGCUGCCGGUCAGCGUUUGCUCAACAUGCCUUCUCUACGAUUUCUUCUUUUUGUUGCUCUUUUGGCAGCCGUUGUGCUCGCCGUCCCGGCUCCCUCCCGCAAGAGGGGUCUCCAGAAACGUUCCUUCAAGGUUCCCAGGCAAUUGAACAAGGCCCAUCCCACUGGCCCCAAUGGUCCUGCUGCCAUGAGGAAGGUAUUCAGGAAAUACAACUUCAAGAUCAAGGAGGACUUCAUGGUCAAAGAUGGCUUCAUAUCCUUCUCCAAGCAAACAAAGGGCAACGACACUGCUACUGCUGCUGCUGCUGGCUCCAGUGGUAACUCGACUGGAACAGUUGCCGCUAACCCUGCCGACAAUGCUGCUCUGUUCUUGUCACCUGUCGACAUUGGCGGACAGACCCUCAAUUUGGAUUUUGAUUCUGGUUCCUCUGAUCUUUGGUGUUUCAGCACCGAGCUUGACCCUCAACUCAUUGGUCAACACACCGCUUUUGAUCCGGCCAAGUCGGCUACGUUCAAGAAGGUGGACGGUGCUCAAUGGAAGAUUAGCUACGGCGAUGGUUCUGGCGCCGCUGGUAUCGUGGGCACAGACACCGUCACCAUUGGAGGUGUCACUGUCAAGAACCAGGCCGUCGAGCUCGCCAACCAGGUCUCCCAAUCGUUUGUUCAAGAUACCAACACUGACGGCCUUGUCGGCCUUGCCUUCUCCCAACUCAAUACGGUCAACGACGGCACCAAGAAGACUCCUCAGAAUACCUUCUUCGCCAAUGUCAUGAACGAUUUGGACAUGCCUGUCUUUACUGCCGAUCUCGACCCAGAUGGCACCGGUGUCUACGAGUUUGGCAAAAUCGAUGCCACCAAGUUUGAGGGCGAGAUGGCCUGGAUUCCUGUCAAGGCUGAGACUGGCUUCUGGCAAUUCGGCUCUACCAAGUUUGCCGUCGGUGACCAGUUGUUCGACAACCCACAGGGAUCUGAUGCUAUUGCCGACACUGGUACAUCUCUUCUUCUUGUGGACCAACAGGUCGCCGAUGCAUACUACUCGCAAGUCAAGGGCGCCCAGCUCAAUGCUCAAGUUGGUGGCUUCAUCUUCCCAUGCGCAACCACCCUGCCUGACAUGAGCGUCGCCAUUGGUGACUCGUACAUGGCCAAGAUUCCUGGCAACCAGCUCAUUUUUGCGCCUGUCGACAAGGCAAACACCACCUGCUUCGGUGGUGUACAGGGCAACCAGGGUUCCGGUCUGCAGAUCUAUGGCGAUACCAUGUUCAGGGCGCAGUUUGUUGCCUUCAACGGUGGCAACCAGUCGCUCGGUUUCGGUCAGAAGCCAACCACUCCAUAAGCGUAAAUAUGUGACAUGGGCUUUUUAUGCCUACCGUGCGGAGAGCUAAGAUGAUGAGCUGUAAAUAAUUAAGUGUCUUUUGCACAUUCAUUUGAGAACAUACGAAACGGCCUACAGUACAGCAACGGCUGAGUACAAUGAAAAAUUUAAUCGUCAAAUCACUCUGA